Molecule: messenger RNA, 1437 nt
Organism: Canis lupus familiaris (dog)
Lineage: Eukaryota; Metazoa; Chordata; Mammalia; Carnivora; Canidae
Gene: CPB1
Product: carboxypeptidase B1
Exons: 11
Coding region: 11-1264 (417 amino acids)
Biological process (GO): proteolysis
Molecular function (GO): metallocarboxypeptidase activity; zinc ion binding
Source: RefSeq, marked validated
GUCAGUCACAAUGUUGGCGUUCUUGAUUCUUGUGACUUUGGCCCUAGCAUCUGCUCACUAUUCUGGUGAGCACUUUGAAGGUGAGAAGGUGUUCCGCGUCAAUGUUGAAGAUGAAAAUCAUAUCAACUUACUCCAUACAUUGGCCAGCACCACCCAGAUUGACUUCUGGAAACCAGAUUCUGUCACACAAAUCAAACCUCACAGUACAGCUGACUUCCGGGUUAAAGCAGAAGACAUUUUGACGGUGGAGGAUUUUCUGAAGCAGAAUGAACUACACUAUGAGGUAUUGAUAAACAACCUGAGAUUGGUGCUGGAAGGUCAGUUUGACAGCCAGGUCCGUGCAACUGGACACAGUUAUGAGAAGUACAACAGAUGGGAAACGAUAGAGGCUUGGACCCAACAAGUCACCAGUGAGAAUCCAGACCUUAUCUCUCGCAGAUCCAUCGGAACCACAUUUGAAGGACGCACUAUAUACCUCCUCAAGGUUGGCAAAGCUGGACAAAAUAAGCCUGCCAUUUUCAUGGACUGUGGUUUCCAUGCCAGAGAAUGGAUUUCCCCUGCAUUUUGCCAAUGGUUUGUGAGAGAGGCUAUUCGCACCUAUGGACAAGAGAUCCACAUGACAGAACUUCUCGACAAGUUAGACUUUUAUGUCUUGCCUGUGGUCAAUAUUGAUGGCUACGUCUACACCUGGACCAAGAACCGAAUGUGGAGAAAGACCCGCUCCACUCAGGCUGGAACUAACUGCGUUGGCACAGACCCCAACAGAAAUUUUGAUGCUGGUUGGUGCAAAAUUGGAGCUUCUCGGAACCCCUGUGAUGAAACUUACUGUGGACCUGCUGCAGAGUCUGAAAAAGAGACCAAGGCCCUGGCUAAUUUCAUCCGCAGCAACCUCUCUUCCAUUAAAGCAUAUCUGACAAUCCACUCAUACUCUCAAAUGAUGCUCUACCCUUAUUCCUAUGAUUAUAAACUCACAGAGAACAAUGCUGAGUUGAAUGCCCUGGCUAAAGCUACUGUAAAAGAACUUGCCACCCUGCAUGGCACCAAGUACACAUAUGGCCCGGGAGCUACAACAAUCUAUCCUGCUGCUGGGGGCUCUGAUGACUGGGCUUAUGAUCAAGGAAUCAAAUAUUCCUUUACCUUUGAACUCCGGGACAAAGGCAGAUACGGCUUUGCCCUCCCCGAAUCCCAGAUUAGGCCAACCUGUGAGGAGACACUGUUGGCCAUCAAGCACCUUGCCAGAUACGUCCUGCAACAUCUGUACUAGUAGAGAAUGCUGACAACCUUAUUUCAAAGUGUUCACUCUCUUUCCUAUCCUGAAAUCUUAUUUUUGUCUGCCUGGAUAUUUUCCAGAUCCCAAUCUUUUUAUAAGCUUCUACUCUGUUAAACUACUUGGAUCUUUUAAUACUGAUCAUAAUAAAAAUGAAUCAUUAUAAUUAG